GGUUCACGCGGUUUUCGACUCUGCACCGUUCUGCCAAACUUUCCCCCGCUCACGCACACGCAGGCCUCGGUACCUUGUUGACCCCAGUCUCCGCAAGGCUCUGCAGCCAUCCUCGAUAUCAUUAGCGGAGGGUUACAGGUUUAAUAGGCGAUCGGCACGUCGCAUCUCGUGUUUUCCGCCGCAAAGGGAUGAAUCUGGUUCAGUUAGCAGUAACCCUCUCCCUCUGUCAGAGACGUACUUUGGUCUCCCGCCGUUCAAUCAUUUCUUCAAGCUAAGCCCUCUGACCCUCCAAAGACCAGACGCUCUUCUAGAUGUGAGGAACACAGUACGACACGAACGAAACAUGUGUCUUGGGCUUCUGAGGUUGACCUUGAGGAAUGCCAGUAGGUGACAGGUUUUUCGACGAGAACACGGAGUCGUAGGAUGUAGAAUACGUUUAGAAAUACAGCGACAUUUUGUUUCUGACACUCAGCAUUACUGGUUUGAGGUCGGAGACAUCAUAGGCAAAAGCGUGAAUUUUAAAGUCCGUCUAAGGAUUGCCGCUUCCCCGGUCUUCGGUAUACAUAAUAAACAGUUCCGUAUGAUGACCCUCUAACUGAUUACUCUCACAUCGCCCCUACCCCGUUAUCCUCGUCGAACAGACAACUCCAAGCCAAAGUUUGGCCAAACUCGUGAUCGCAGCAGCGUUUGACGUUUCACCGUUCACCGCUUCAGCCGCAGUAAUCCAUACCCAAAAACAAUAGCUCUUCGGUCACCGAAACACAGCCUCAAAUCUCCCAACAUCUCCUCAUCAUGGCCAGAGACAGAUUAGCAGCGAUGCGGGCUCAACAACAACAACGAACGGAGGGCAACGACUCGUAUCCGUCUCAAUCAAAUGGACCCGCAUACGAAAUGUCUCCAGUUACACCCAAUUCUAAUGGGAACGUCGGAGGGGGCGACAGUAUGGCGUCUUUCUACGCCGAAGUAUCCUUUCUUCAAGACGGCAUACGAACAGUCAACGACAAUGUCGCACGUAUCGGCGACCUCCACUCUCGGACACUUAACAGCACAGACGACGCCGCCAAUCAAAGAAAUGCUGCUCAGCUGGAUGAACUUGUGGAAGAAACUAGGAAGCUGAUCUCGAAUUUGAAGACUAGAAUAAAGGCGUUGGAAAGUCAGGGUGCGUCGGGGAGAGAUGGGCAGAUUCGGAAACAGCAGACUGCACUUGUCAAGUCGAAAUUUGUUGAAGCUAUUCAGAAUUAUCAAACUGUCGAGCAGCAGUAUCGGACAAAGUACAAGCAGAGAAUGGAACGGCAGUUCAAGAUUGUAAAACCCGAUGCAACUGCUGAAGAAGUUCGAGCAGUGGUCAAUGACGAAAGCAGUGGUGGACAAAUCUUUCAGCAGGCGAUGAUGAACUCGGAUCGUUACGGUGAUUCCAGAGCAGCUUAUCGUGAAGUUCAGGAACGACACCAGGAGAUCAGGCAGAUAGAACAAACUCUGGCCGAGCUCGCGCAACUGUUCAAUGAUAUGAGCGUUCUUAUAGCGGAACAAGACGAAGCUAUCAAGACUAUUGAAACGCAAGCUACCAAAGUGGCGGAAGACACGGAAGCAGGUCUUAGGCACACGGAGAAAGGCGUUGAACACGCUCGUGCAGCGCGCAAAAAGCGAUGGAUAUGUUUCUUCCUCACAUUAAUCAUCCUCAUCAUUGUUGGCAUCGUCGUUGGUGUUGUUGUCAGUAAAGCGGUGAACAAGUGAGAAUCUUUGAUGGAUAUUGUUCUUUUCUGCAUAUCUUUUGGUUUUUGGUUUUUCCGCCUUUCUUUGUUCUUUAUCUUUACUUAUUGAAUAUCGCCUACUCGGACCGUUUUUUAUUGAGGAUGCUGGAGUAUGCACGACUUAGUCUACGUUAGAUCUAUGAUUUCAAUUUGUUCGUCUCUACUUAGUCAUGAUUUUCUGACCGUAUUGUUGGGAGAGAACGCAU
Messenger RNA from Marasmius oreades (fairy-ring Marasmius), 1957 nucleotides. RefSeq lists its product as uncharacterized. NCBI's taxonomy places the organism in Eukaryota, Fungi, Basidiomycota, Agaricomycetes, Agaricales, Marasmiaceae. Gene Ontology annotation, molecular function: SNARE binding; SNAP receptor activity. The transcript has 10 exons. Gene Ontology annotation, biological process: exocytosis; vesicle fusion; intracellular protein transport. The record is from RefSeq and is a predicted model, not a curated record. Bases 793 to 1734 code for a protein of 313 amino acids. Gene Ontology annotation, cellular component: SNARE complex; plasma membrane; endomembrane system.